CAGAAGAUGUCGAACAUAAAAUAAAUGUCAAUUUUGAUGCCAUUGGGUCAGGCUUAGGAAUGGAUUUGGCUCAGGAAGGCCAAACGACAGCGACCAACCUUACAGGGACAAGGGUCACUGACAGCAGGAUUAGCAUAAUUAGCACUUCCCCUUUUACUGAGGAUUCCACAAACUGCUUAUCAAGAGGCUCUGACUGGCCUUUCUGUUUAUCUGAUGGUGAAGUCACAUUUUCUGUACCUAAUUUUUUUAACCACACCCGGGCAGAGGAUGUGGUAGCUGUGUUAAAUGAAUGGGGUUGGCUCCUGCGUUCAGGCUGCCACUAUGGUUUGGAAUGGUUUUUUUGCCUACUACUGGCACCAAGAUGCCAUCAGCCCUCUGAGAGACCUGGGAUAGCCCUGCUACCCUGCAGGACUUUCUGUGAGGUGCUGCUGGACAGCUGCUGGACAGUCCUACAGGAGAGGGGCCUGCCUGUGGCCUGCCACACCCUCCCCGAGGGACCAGAGCCCAGUCAGUCAUGCCUAACCGUUAGUAACCACAAAGCAGAGAGUGGAAUCUCCCUGCUGCAGCUAAUUGGAAACCCUCCGCCUGAAGGCAUCACCAGGGUUAUAAACGAACAAACUGUUUACCUCUUUACAAAGGAUACCAACACAAAACAGAUGGCACGUGCCCACCUUCCCACACCCUUCUUCCGAGACUUCUCUCUUGUCUUCCAUGUGAAGCCCAGCUCUGAAGACGCUGGAGUCCUCUUCUCCAUCACCGAUUCCAAAGAAAAGAUCAUGUACGUCGGGGUCAAGCUCUCAGCAGUGAAGGAUGGCAAAAGAAAGGUUAUUUUUUAUUACACAGAGCCCAGUUCAUCUACAUCUCAAGAGGUGGCCAGCUUUGAGGUGGAACACAAGCCGCAAGAGUGGAGCCGCUUCUCUCUCGCUGUUAGCCUGGACCGGGUGUCUUUCUACGAGGACUGUGAAUCGGAGCCCAAGGUGGUAAACUUUGAGCGCUCACCCGAUGACUUGGAGCUGGAAGCACGCUCCAAGAUCUUUGUAGGACAAAGUGGAACUGAUGACCCAGACAAAUAUCAAGGCAUGAUCUCAGAGUUAAGGGUGGUCGGAAACCCACGAGCUGCAGAGCGUCAUUGUAAUGAUGCCGACGACGAUGAUGAUUAUGAUGACUAUGACGGUUCUGGAGAAAAUGGAAGUGGAACAGAUGGCGGAACCAAUAUGAAUCUUAAUUUAGCCCUGCCUCCUCAACCAGCUUCAACUGGACGUAAGCCUAAGUUGGACACAGAUGAACAUCAGAAAUAUACAGAGCCAAACCGUAGUUCAGCCACUCUCUCCAGCACAAGUGAAGUGAAGGGCAAUCGUGGAGAAAAAGAAUUGAAGGGUAGUACUGGGUCUGGAUAUCCUGGCCCCAAAGGUGAUCGAGGGCCUCCAGGACCACCUGGUCCGGCUGGACCGGCUGGACCCCAGGGUCCAGUAACAGAAGUGGUACACGCAGAGAAUAUAAAUGUGAAGAAGGUAGAGGGUCCAAUGGGUCAACCAGGUCCAGAGGGUCCACAGGGGGAGCCAGGUGAACCAGGGCAGGAUGGCAAACCUGGCCCUGAAGGACCUCGAGGUUUUCAAGGACUGCCUGGUACAACAGGAUCUAAAGGACAGAAGGGACAGAAAGGGGAAGGACAUCUAGGCCCUAGAGGCCCACCUGGGCCACCUGGACCACCUGGACCCUCAAUCUCAGACAAGACUACAUUUAUGGAUAUGGAGGGUUCUGGAUCUGGACCGCAUUCAUGUUGUCAUCCUGGUCUACCUGGGCCUCCUGGGCUUCCUGGACCACCUGGGCCCCCAGGACCUGACUGGCCAACCCAAUCAGAAGUAGAAGCUGGCCCUACUGGUCUCCCUGGACAAAAUGGGUUCCCUGGGCGUCCUGGGCUCCCAGGUCGGCCUGGAAAGCCUGGUCCUCCUGGUCCUCCAGGCCAAAAGGGAGACUGUGGUGAUCUUGGCAUGACUGGAGGUGCAGGGGAAAAGCAAAGCUCUGCUUCCUCUUUUUUCUCCAAUUGGUUUCCUUCCUGGGAGACUAGUGGGGCACAGGGUCCCCAGGGUUCUUCAGGAAUCUCAGGGCCAGAAGGUAUGGAGGGGCCACCUGGGCCUAUGGGACCUCAAGGACCUCCAGGACCACCAGGGCCCCCCGGACCAGCUUUCAGAAUAACUACUGAUGGGAAAGAAAAAGAAGUUGAUCUUCAAUACAUUCCAGGAGUCAUGGGGCUACCAGGUCCACAGGGACCUCAGGGGAUACCUGGACUACCAGGAAAAUCUGGUUUACCGGGUAUUUUAGGUCAGAAAGGUGAAGAAGGUCAAAGAGGACGAGAGGGUUUUCCAGGGUUAGAUGGCUUUCCGGGAAAAAUAGGGUUAAAGGGCGAAAGAGGAUGGAAAGGUGAAAAAGGUGAUGCUGGCCGUGCAGUAGGGCCCCCAGGGCCUCCAGGGCCACCAGGUCCUCCAGGACAAAUGAUCUAUAAUAAUGGCAGUACAAAUAAAGAAUAUGGAACCCCUGGACCACAGGGUGCACCUGGUAUAGCUGGUCAGGCAGGAUUCCCUGGACCGAUUGGUCCAAAAGGUGAUCGGGGGGAAGCUGGACUUCCAGGAGACUCUAUCAAGGGUCAAAAGGGUGAACCUGGCCUGAUCAUAGACUCCAGUGGUAACCCCAUUUCCACGGAUGGACAGCUGGGACCAGUUGGGCCUUCCGGACCAAAAGGAGAAAUAGGAUUACCAGGCAGACCAGGUCGUCCUGGACUAAAUGGUAAAAAAGGACAGAAAGGCGAUUCAGGUGGAGGAUAUGGUUAUGGCUAUCAGGGCCCCCCUGGGCCGCCUGGGCCGCCUGGUCCUCCAGGACCCCCGGUUUCUGUGGGACGAUAUGACGGUUAUGACGACGGUAGCUCGAGAUUUCCCUAUGCUAUCAAAGGGGACAAGGGUGAAAGAGGAGCACCUGGCAUCCCUGGCUUGCCAGGUCUUACGACGACCUUUGACAUUUAUGCAUUUAAGAAUGAGAUGAAAGGGGAGUUCGGUCCUAAAGGAGAGAAGGGAGAGCCAGGAGCAGGUUACUAUGACCCUCAUCAUAGUGGAGCACAAGUUCUACCCGGAAGACCUGGACCCCCGGGCCCUAGAGGAGAAUCUAUUAGUGGACCACCAGGACGUCCAGGGCCCCCAGGGCCUCCUGGAGCCCCAGGAAUCGGUUAUGAUGGUCGCCCAGGUAGUCCUGGCCCACCAGGUCCACCUGGAUCACCGGGAGCAUUGCUGCCAGGUGUACACCGACCCUCACAAACAAUCAGUAUUCCUGGGCCUCCUGGACCUCCUGGACCCCCUGGACCCCCAGGACAUUCUGGACAUUUAACUGGGGUUAUGGUUUUGAGGUCUGUUGACACCAUGGCUGCAACAACUAUCCGGUAUCCAGAAGGCACGCUAAUCUAUGUAAAAGACAACAGAGAACUUUAUAUGAGAGUACAUGAUGGCAUCAGAGAAAUCAUGCUUGGUGAAUACACCCCAUUCCCCAAGGGUCUGGACAACCAGAUGGAAGUGGUUGAGUACCCUCAGGACUACCCCACAACCUCUCCCCAACAAGGCCCUCCACAUCCAGGGGCCCAGUACCCCGUGCCACUUGAUCCCAGACUCCAGCCAUCAUAUGACCCACACCAUAGAUAUACAUUUCCACAUUACUAUUCUCCAACUGAUCCACGACACUCUCCAUCAGUCGAUUCAACUUACCAGCACCAUCCUGAUUCCAGAAAGCACAUUCCCAGCAGCCACCCGGAUCAUUCUGGCUAUCCUGACAGCAGAUAUGAACGUACACACCACCAUAGGCCUGUCAUUCAGGAAGCUAUGCUUCCAGCUCACACACACACAUCAGGCCGUGCACUGCACCUGAUUGCUCUCAACUCACCAAAGCUGGGCGACAUGCAGGGUAUUAAAGGUGUAGAUCACCUGUGCUACUUGCAGGCCCAAGCUAUUGGGCUCAAAGGAACGUUCAGGGCUUUCCUGUCAUCCAGGUUACAGGAUCUAUACAGUAUCGUUCGGCAGAACAACAGGGAACUGUUACCCAUAGUCAAUCUUCAAGACGAGGAAUUAUUCAGCAGUUGGGAAGCCAUCUUUAGUGGCUCAGAGGGCAAGAUGAAUGAUAACGUACGCAUCUAUUCAUUUGACGGGAGAGAUGUUCUCGAUGACGACGCCUGGCCAGAGAAGAUGGUGUGGCACGGAUCAAGCACUCAAGGAAGCAGGCAGACGGACAGCUACUGUGAAACAUGGCGAACAGGUAGUCAUGCUGUCACCGGCAUGGCGUCCUCUCUCCAGGAAGGCUACCUACUUCAGCAGCUCACGCGUGGCUGCAGCAGCUCCUUUAUCGUACUGUGCAUCGAGAACAGCUACAUUGCUGAGUGAACCAAAAUUUUCACACCAAAAAAUGAAACUUUUGUGACAAACCGUCACACUGUUUUAUGAUGGAUGGCUAUAUUGUGUGUUCAUUGACAUGAAUUUUAGAUUUAAUUUUUUUAUGUAUUAACUGCUGUGGAACACCCAUUUGUUUCAAAACAACGAUAUACUUUGCGUUUUACAUCACAUGCCUUAGAACAAACACAUUUUGUCUUAAUGAAAUACUUGAGCAUUAAAUUUGAUUAAAGCUAAAUUCAGGGGUAAAAUCACUGUUUUAUUUUUAUUUGUUUGUAACAAAAAUGUACAUAUUGUAUGUUCACGAAUACAGGGCAGUAUAGAACAGCCUCAGGCAAGAAAAUACAGCUUAUUUUAAAAUGGACAUUCGCAAGUGCCUUCACAAUAUAUUGCCAAAGGCUACAUUCUAAAUUUUAAUAACUAAUUCUCUUUAAACUGCUUUGUUGUCAUAACCGUUUUCAUUGACGUUUGUAUUUGAUUUUAUGUAAACGUAUCUAUGUAACCUUUCUACAUUUUUAUACUUUGCAAGUCAGUAACGUCAAACAUUCCAUGAUGUAAUGCAAAACGACUGGUUGACUUUCUCUAUAGAAAGAUGACGACUAUUAAUAAAAAUAAGGAAAUCGUUGUUUUUGUAUUAUUUAUUUCGGCUUGGUUUUUACACAUAACCUGAAUGGAAUCUUUAAGAGUUGCAGCUCUGUACUUUUAGACUUCAAAUGUGGCCGCUAAAAAUAUCAAAGACAUUACUUUUAUUUUUACUGUAAUUCAAUGGCACUUAAUAAACAAUUACAACCU
Messenger RNA from Puntigrus tetrazona (Sumatra barb), 5213 nucleotides. RefSeq names its product collagen type XVIII alpha 1 chain b (gene col18a1b). The record is from RefSeq and is a predicted model, not a curated record. NCBI's taxonomy places the organism in Eukaryota, Metazoa, Chordata, Actinopteri, Cypriniformes, Cyprinidae. The transcript has 41 exons. Gene Ontology annotation, molecular function: protein binding. The coding region runs from base 60 to 4415 and encodes 1451 amino acids.